UGAUAGAAAUUUCACAUUACGGUCCAAUUUAAAAGCAAAACAAGCUGUGGGAUAUAAUAGAAUGCAAAGAGUGAAAGGAGUGGCUUGAUGAAUCAAAAUACUAAAGAGAGUUAAGAGAAUCAAAAUGAGUGGCUUGAUGAAGCUUGUAAUUCUUGUCCCAUGUUCUUUGUUCUUCGUAGCUUUAGUAAAGUUCCUUUAUGAUUACCUGUGGAGACCUCUCCGUAUACAGCAAAUGCUGAAUUCACAGGGAAUCAGAGGACCUCCUUACAGAUUCAUCCAUGGCAACAGCAAAGAAGUUGCCAAAAUGAGACAAGAAGCAUUAAGCAAGCCUAUGGCCUUGAGGCAUGAUAUAUUUCCUAGAGUGCAGCCACAUAUUUACACCUGGAUCAACAAAUAUGGGAAGAAUUAUCUUUCUUGGGACGGUGUUCGAGCUGAACUUGUGAUUUCAGAACCAGAACUAAUCAAAGAGGUUCUAAAAAAUAGUGAAAAAGCUUUUCCCAAAAGGAAUCCUACAGUUUUCAUUAGCAAGCUAGUAGGGAACGGGCUUGCGACAGUCGAGGGUGAAAAAUGGGUGAAGCAGCGGAAGUUGGGGAAUUAUGCUUUUCAUGGGGAAAGCUUAAAGAACAUGGCACCGGCAGUAAUUGCCAGCGUUGAAACAAUGCUAGAAAAGUGGAAAGGCUAUGUGGGCAAAGAGAUUGAACUGUUUGAAGAAUUUAGAUUAUUAACUUCAGAAGUGAUAUCGAGAACAGCUUUUGGUAGCAGUUACUUGGAAGGGCAGAAAAUUUUUGACAUGUUGAGCAAGUUGGCAAUAAUUUUGCACCGAAAUUUUUUCAAGACCAGAAUUCCUUGGAUCAGCAAGUUAUGGAAACCUGCUGAUAUUCUUGAGUCGGAAGAACUUGCAAAUGAAAUACAGGGUUGUGUGAUGAAGAUGAUUAAGAAAAGAGAAGACAGAGUUGUGAGUGGAGAAGCUGAUAGCUUUGGCAAUGAUUUUCUAGGAUUACUUGUAAAUGCCUAUCAUGAUUUGGACGACAAAAACAUGCUUUCACUGGGAGACUUGGUAGAUGAGUGCAAAACAUUCUACCUUGCUGGACAAGAUACUGUUAAUUCCUUACUUACUUGGACAGUCUUCCUUUUAGCAAUCCACGGAGAUUGGCAAGAGAAAGCUCGAAGAGAGGUGAUUGAUAUAUUUGGUAACCAAAAUCCACAUCCUGAAAGCAUUGUCAAACUCAAAAUUAUGACCAUGAUCAUUAAUGAAACUUCAAGAUUAUAUGGUCCAGCAAAUGGCCUAAUGAGAAAAACUGGAAGAGAAGUUCAGAUUGGAAAGCUAGUGUUACCUGCUAAUAUAGAUCUCUAUAUUGCAAAUGUUGCACCUCAACAUGACCCUCAACUAUGGGGAGACGAUGUGCAUCUUUUUAAACCAGAGAGGUUCGCAGAAGGAAUUGCCAAAGCUACCAAUUACAAUGCAGCUGCAUUUUGUCUCUUUGGAAUUGGACCUCGGUCUUGUGUUGGUAUGAGCUUUGCAACCACAGAAAUAAAGAUUGCGCUCUCCAUGAUUCUACAACGCUAUACCAUUUCCCUCUCCCCUGCUUAUGUCCACUCACCAAUGUCUGUUAUCACCAUUCAACCACAACAUGGAAUUCAAGUGAUACUCAAAUCACUGCACAGCAAUGUUUAAUGUACAUUGUUGUUAUGAAUUCAGGGUUUAGCCUUGUUGGUUUACGAAUUCGUCUUUAAGAGAUGACAUUUAAUAUGUUAAUUAAAUGUUUACUUUACAAUUUUUUGUGUUAAAACUUUGAUAACCACAAUAUAGAACUAUGGUAAAAUAAGAAAAAAUAAGAGCACACAAAUUUUACGUGAAA
Gossypium arboreum is the source of this 1859-nucleotide messenger RNA. RefSeq names its product cytochrome P450 CYP749A22-like. Gene Ontology annotation, molecular function: heme binding; oxidoreductase activity, acting on paired donors, with incorporation or reduction of molecular oxygen; monooxygenase activity. The record is from RefSeq and is a predicted model, not a curated record. The transcript is spliced from 5 exons. Lineage: Eukaryota; Viridiplantae; Streptophyta; Magnoliopsida; Malvales; Malvaceae. Bases 125 to 1675 code for a protein of 516 amino acids.